UCUUGACCCAAUAGGAAUCGCCCCUUGUUGCAGAGCGGGCAUUUCGUUUCCCCCCGCUGGCAAUCAACCAAAAGAAGUUUCGUCACUCGCUUGCUUGCUGGAAAGUGUCAGGAGCAACGCGUAGUGCGAAGGAGCUACGAGCACGCCAACGAAACUGAGCCUCGUCGCCAACUGCAAGCAGCUCGAGCUGCUCCGUCUCUCACCGGCGAAGACUUCGGCAACUCGAAGUGUUUUCGCUGGUACAAUCCCAAGUUCUCCGUUUCGUCACCUCCUCACUCGGCAAUUGGCCCUCCAAGCGCCACUUAGCGCCAAAGAGGCGUGCUCUAAAGUGCGAUCCCCCACCAAAUUGAAACACUCCAACCACCAACAGAGAAUUCCAGAGAACGAAGCAAAUCCACUCCCAGUACGCGACGGAGUUGCGAUGCCACUUUCCAUCUCGUUUUACCACAACAAACGCGGCGAAAGCGCGACCAGCUCGUACCAGAGUGUGGCGCUACACGACAGAGCGAAGGUCAAGCACAAAAUGGCGUUACCCUGCGAGUUCUACCGCAACAUUUGGGGUCCAACCGAGGAUGAAGACGCAGCGCUACGGCGUCGCGCACGCUCCACCAAAUCCGGCCGCUCCCCGGCUUCAGCAGCGUCGCGUAAGUUCAAGAAGCGAGUGGCAACGGGACCUCUCGUCGACAUUGCACAAGUGGCGCACGUGGUUACGACCAUGUCGGACUUCCGCGCCGACUACGGUGAGGAUUCCAAGAAGGUGAGACUCGUCAAUAUUUGGGACGAUCGCAGCCUCGCGUUAGGAUUAGAAUCUGGCUCGGACAAGUCGUCUGGCACUAGUACAGGAAGUGAUAAAGGUCCUUCCACUGCUGAUACCGAGCCGGAGGAAAUCAUGUCUCCCAUCUGCAGUCGAGCAGAUAGAAUCACAGAACUCAGCUGCGAAGACAGCGACGAUGAUCUCAGCAGCUUAGCGUCCUCACUGGUGACCCGACAUCGACCAGGCGAGCUGAAGCGAGCCAAAACGCCCGAGAUAGUUUUCCCGAACGUCAAAAAGCACGUCAAUGGACGUGGCAUUGGCAGUGACAAGUCGGGUAGAAAGGAACUCAACUUUAAGAACUUACCAGUUCCUCCUCCGUCGUCACACAAUGGCAGCGUCAUUUUUAGUGCCGUGUUCUCUGAACAGCGGGACUGGAGUUGGAGCGCCAAGUUCCUCUUGGGAAUCCACGAGCCCAUUCGUCACGCGCUCUUCGUCAUGGACAGAUUCUUGGAGCAGUCUCAGAGUCAGUCUAAACCUGAAGCUUCACACACAUUGGCACUGGAAGCCCACGUGGCAGAGUUCUUCCUCUGGUUCAAGACUUAUUUCGUCGAGUAUUUGCUGUGCCAGCAUGAGGUCAAGGCAGCCGUGUUGUUGCCGAUGCUCAACUUGCCAGUGUCGACCAAGCAGCAAAUUCUGGAUGUGUACCAGGAUAUCAAGCAAAUGCUGGCGCAAAUUCAGCAGCUUGAGCGUGCGUUGUGUGUCAGUGGAGCGUGCAGUGCGUCAUCAUGGCUGCUGCGGCUUCAAGUACUGCAGACCGAGAUCAGACAACUGAAUCGUACCCUUCACUCAGCGUUGAAUAUGGAGGAGACAACGCUACAUUCAGCUAUGAGCGCUGCAUUCACGGAACGAGCAUUUCGAAGCCACAUUAUGCCUCGUGUAUUCCGCGCUAUCCGGGCCAAACGUGUCGUGGUGCCGUGGAUCGUUGAGCGCAGCAAGAUUUGGGGAGGUGAAAGUGAACAGCGCAGUAUUCAGGGUAUGUUGCCCUUUUCAGCCAAGUUCAUGUACCGCAAAAUCUGGCGACCAUACUUCAUGAGCAAUGUGGCAGUGGCGAUGAAGAAUCUCAACGAAUUUGUGUGUUCUCCAGACUCGAACAGUAGUGCCAGCAGCGGAUCGACAUAUAGCGAACGCAACGGGGAAAUGUGCACUAUCAUGUGAAGCGUCAGCAAGGUGGCAGUCUUUCGUCCUCUUUUUUUUUCUGAAAGCUCUACAGCUAUUUAUUAUGGACCAACCUCAUCCAUUUCGAACGUGUGUCGUGGCGUGACCUGAGCUUGCGAAGUCUAAUAGUCUAAGCAGUGAGUAGAAACGUCAUAAUCAAUGAAAGUGCUUUCUGAAUCGUUUACCUC
This is a messenger RNA of Phytophthora nicotianae INRA-310, 2157 nucleotides long. RefSeq lists its product as hypothetical. The coding region runs from base 422 to 1969 and encodes 515 amino acids. The record is from RefSeq and is a predicted model, not a curated record. The transcript has a single exon. Lineage: Eukaryota; Oomycota; Peronosporomycetes; Peronosporales; Peronosporaceae.